Molecule: messenger RNA, 9862 nt
Organism: Lytechinus variegatus (green sea urchin)
Lineage: Eukaryota; Metazoa; Echinodermata; Echinoidea; Temnopleuroida; Toxopneustidae
Product: phosphatidylinositol-glycan-specific phospholipase D-like
Exons: 25
Coding region: 114-2720 (868 amino acids)
Cellular component (GO): extracellular matrix; extracellular region
Molecular function (GO): GPI anchor phospholipase D activity
Source: RefSeq, a predicted model, not a curated record
UAUAUACGGCAAAGAUCGGUGGCAGUCAUUGAGUUAUAUGGUGGCGGCAUCGAGGGAAAGACGUUCUUAAAUUUCCCAGAUCGGCGACGUCUACAAAAUUCUAGAACUAGUGGAUGAAAAUGAAUUGGCCUGCUGUUUUGAAAUCAAUCUUCAUUCUGUCUGUUGUGCUUCACAAAUCCAUUGGAUGUGGCAUCACGACCCAUAUAGAAAUAGCUCACAGAGCUACUCAGUAUUUCAAGGAUACAAGAAGAGAUGUUAAUUACAAGCAGUUGAUUUUAGAGAACCAAGAUGCCUUCCAAGCUGGUAAUCCUUACCCCGAUGCCUACUAUGAUAGUAUUUGUCGAGGAGGGAAGUAUCACAGUGUAUCAGAGGACACCCACUGGUCUCCAUUCCUGAUCACAACCAUCCAGUAUAUCAGAGAUCAUUACCCACAGCCAUGGAACAAGGAUGCGACAAAGCUUGUUGUGUUCUUGUUGGGGUUUGCAUCCCACCAGGUAGCUGAUGUAUCCUGGCAUAGCUUAGGUAUUGACCAGGGGUUCCUUACAACAAUGGGAGAUAUCAACUUCUUUGGUUCCUUCCCUGAUGCCCAUAGUGUAGGAGAUGAAGGAGGAGAUGUUUUAUCUGAAGCUGAAUUGGAUUUACAGUACAUUCGUACUUUAUCAAACUGGUAUGUACCUGUCAAGGACUUGUAUGAGAUCUACAAAAUAUAUUACAACAACACAGUCAUAAUGCAAGAGGAUGUCAUUGUAGAAUGCACAGCAAUUUUGUUUCUUGCCAGGUUAGGAGAAAAGCUGGCCCUUUCCAAGCUGUAUAUGGAUUACUCAUCCAAGUCUCCAUUUAUGGUGGAGGAGUUUGAGUCUUAUUUCCUUGGAGGUGUUGAUGAUAUGGCAGUAUGGAGUCAGAGACUUUGGCAUGAUACUAUCGAUAUGCUGGAACAUGGAACUGAUGUUUGUGAGGUACCCCAUAAUCCCAUCUACAUUAACUGUUCCCAUAAUGCGAUUAAACCAAUGCCAAAGAGAUUGAAGACACCCCUGAGAGGUCUCCGGAGCAGGAUCAACCUACAUGGCUUGGGUAGGAAGGAUGUAAUGAUUACGCCUUCUACCAGAGGCAUCUAUCUGUCGGCUGCUGAUUCUCUCAAGGAACAGCUAAAAACCCUUCAUGAAAGACUUGAAGAAAAGAAAAGAAGAACAAUGCUACGGUCUAGAAAUGAUGAGAAACCAACAUCAUCUUUCUAUGUCAGAGAUCCUUAUGCAAGACUUGGACAGAGCAUGGCAAAAUCUCCCUGUAAUGAUACUGACACAGAGGACCUGAUCUUAGGAAGCCCUGGAUAUGGGUUGGAAGGCCAGGUCCAGACUGGACGAGUCUAUGUCAUCUAUGGAACUAACCAGAUCUUACAUAAUGGAUCGCAUGACUUGGAUCAACAGGCUGAUCUUAUCCUUCAAGGUUUCCAUGAAGGCGGUCGAUUUGGUAGUGAUGUAGUAGCCGUAGACAUUAAUCUGGAUGGUUUUGUUGAUAUUGCUGUUAGUGCACCAUCGGUUGGAUCUACAAACCUAACAUAUCAUGGAGAAGUAUAUGUAUACUAUGGAACUAAAACAGGCAGAAGAUCAUUGUCUCCAGAUAUCACAAUUGCAUGUACACUAAUGUACUGCAACUUUGGUCGCUCACUAUCCAGUGGAGACUUCAACAAUGAUGGCCAUCUUGACCUUUUGAUUGGGUCACCAUUUGCCCCAGCUAAUGGUCAUUCUCAAGCAGGCAUGGUGUCAAUCCUCUACGCUGACAAAUACUUUCAAAGUUCUAUUGGAGUACAUCUUACAGAGAAGGAUAUGAAUCACACAUUGGAAGGAGAUCAGGAAUAUGGAUGGUUUGGUAAUAAGAUGAGGAUUCAUCCAGUGCCAGGUCAUAACCCCCUACUUCUAAUCUCACAACCAACAUAUCGUAUGUGUGCCAACCCCAGUUGCUCCUACUCCCCAGACGACAUUCAGAGUGUUGGUGCUCUCUCUAUUUAUUCUACUGGGUCCUCCCCAGCUCUUCUGACCAGGUUGAGAGGAGAAGUGUCCUUCCAGAAGUUUGGAUCAGGAUUUUCUGUUGGAGACCCUUUCGGGAAUGGCAGUCUUAUCCUGGCUGUUGGAUCAAAUACAAAAGAUAUAGAUGGUGAGAUUCUUGAUCUUUCGGUCAAGCUGACCGAUGCUGGCCAAGUCACUUUGUACACCUUGGACAUCUCUCCCUCAACCCAUGUGAGUCCAUCUGGUUCCAGUCCUACAAGGAUGCUAAGGUAUCAUCCUAAGAUGAUUUCCUUACAUCCUAUAGCACUCUAUGAGGGAGACAGACAGUAUGGCAGGUUUGGAGGAGAGCUUAUGUUUGAUGACAUCACGGGAGAUGGAAUAGAUGAUUUGAUUGUCGGAGCACCGUUUAGAACACAAGAUAUCAGUGAAGAACUAUUUAAAGUUGAAGAAGGAAGCAUUUUUGUCUUUAAAGGUGGUGUUACCUUCCGCACAGGCAAUGCAACAAGAUCUUGUGACUUCACCUCAUUCAUCAAACCAUGCCCUUUAGAAAAGGCCUCUAUUGUAUUAUCCAGCAAUGAAGGUGGAUCACGAUUUGGUUCAAAUUUAGUGACAUGGAGAUUUAAUGAGAAACCUCAUCUGGUCGUCAGUGCACCUCGGAACAACAGGGCAGGACGGCUUGUAGGAGAAGUGUAUGUUUACACUCUUGAGAUGAAAUGAUCAAUUCACAUUCUCAAAGACGACAUGAGCAACUCAAACAGGCAGUUAUGGAGAGGAUGGUACUUCGAAUUAGGUUUUUUUCAAUAUGAUGGUAAACAUGGACCAAGUUAUCUCAUUUGUGACAGAAAAGUGAAUACAAGUGAGGUGUCAUGAAGUGAUGAUUAGUUUAUUUGGAUGGAUGGAAAAAUAGAUGAAUGAAAUGAAUGAUGGGUAAAUGAAUGAAUGGAUGAAUGAAUGAAUGGAUGGAUGAAUGAAUGGAUGGAUGAAUGAAUGAAUGGAUGAAUAAAUGAAUGAAUGAAAGAAUGAAGGUUCAUUAGUCUUUCAAUGUGAGAAACAGGUACAUUAAUCUUAUGCAAUACAAUGCUCUUCAGGUAGUAUACAGGAUCUUUUAUUAUUUACAGAUGUAAACUUGUGAUGUAUAUGUAUUGACGAUCUAUGAUGGAUGUGGACAUGUAUGUGCAUGUGUGUGCAGAGUCUACAUUUGAUCAGUUGGAGAUAUAGACUUGUCUAUUUACGUAUAUUCCAAAGAGUUCUUGUCGACCUGUAUGUAUAGUAAUAUGAAGACUGCAUAGAUUUUUUAAUCUUUGGAUUAAGUUUGUUUUAUGUUUUGUGAUAGUGUAAUGUUUUUUACACAUUCCAUGUAUUGAAUUUCUUCAUUGAAUUUGUUUUUAUUGCAAGUUAUAAGCGAACAAUUCUGAUGCUUUUCUACCAGCUAUUGCCUCAAAGCUUUCCUAUUAAUGGUAAUUGGAAAGUGUGCAUACACAGCUCCUACACGGAGGGUCGCGAGGGAUGGACCUUAUGUCAAGCGUUGCUAAUAAUGUCAUCGUGCCAUGGCUCAGUGCUUUGACCCCAGCUGGCUUCAAAAGUUCACUUUCCGGAAUUUCUUUGUGCUGUUUUUUUUUAGCACUAAAGAAAUAUGGAGGUGUACAAAAACUCAUCUCUGCAAUAAGAAUUGUUGACUCUUGCGAAGAAAGAAAACAAAGAAACAAUAUAAUUGAAAAAAAUUAGAAAUGAAAAUAUCAAAACAAUAGAUUAGUUAUUAGCAAUAGCUACAUGUAUUAGCAACUUUUGAUUAUUCUGUCACCUUUGAUACUCUCAGGACAUUUGACCAUUGCUUUGAAGCAUUGUUGCAAUCUCUCUUGAAUAUACAAUAAACAGUGCAUUCUAGGUGCGCGGGUACAUAUUUGCGGUUUCUACACUUGUUCCUACAUGCACACUUCAGUAGUUCAGGGCAGGAUGACUUGGCUUCUAGCAAAUAUGUUCAUAGGGACUUCCACUUAUAGACAAGUCCAUCCCCACUCAGCAGGAGAGGGCAGAUAAUUCUUUCUUAGACCCCCUUUUUACAUAUUCCUUUGCUUUCUCCUUGUACGUCCGGUUUCUGACCGAUAGUCUUGUUGCUUUGCUUGCCAGGAAGAAAAUCUGAAAAUCAUCUUCUUCUAUGGACUUCUGUUUCUUCCUUGAGUUUUUUUUUCCUGUGUGAGAUGUUAAUUUUGAAUGCUCUAGGUGGCCCUUUUCCCAUCAUUGCCAUUUUUUUUUUUUCGUAAAAGUUCUCUUUUCCAAUUUGACAGUGACUGGAUAUAUCAGUGCAUUGUUGACACAUAUUGUUUGAAAGUUACCAUGCAGUGUGCAUCUGGCACUUUGAAAUGUCGCCUUAAUAUCAAAAGGACCACUCUUGAGUUGAACAUUGUGAGUUAGGUGUGGUUUGUGUUACCAAUAGAGAGCUUUCUUUUCUGUUCCAGGUUUGGUGUUAUUUAACAACAAUUUAACAUUGUUCCCUUUGUUCCCUAUUCAUUGUGCAUGUAGGUGUCCUUCUAAUAUCCAUAUAUUUAUGCCACAGCUGUAUUUGUUGCAUCAUGAUCUGUCAUUGUGUUCUAGAGGAGAUCUUCCGUUCUGUUGAUUUAUUGAUGGGCUGAACAUACUCAUUGAGUGUUAGGAAGCAGCCUUUUAGGGAUGAUGCAAUUAUCUUGUAAAAACCAGCUUCCUCAGGUGACAGGUAAAUGCUAGGCCCAUCAACCAUCAGGAGUACUGUUCUUGGGUAAGCAAUGAAUGAAAGAGCUUCGCGACAAAAGCAAAGAAUGACUUGGAAUCCAUCUACCCACUCUCUGUUGCCGUAAAGAAUGGUCCACUUUGUGCGUCGGUCAUGUAUCGCCCACAAGCUUCCAUCCGUCUGCCUGGGACGAUAACUGGAGGAAGAAAUUUUCUGGUUUUCAUUCAUGGUUGCCAAGAUGGUGAUCUGAGUCUUGUCAGAGUUCCUUAGCUCAUGGACGAUUAUCGAUCCGUUUUCUGCUAGAACUCUUGUCUCCUUUUGCCCGUCAAGGGGGAAACUGCUUUCAUCGUAGUUUCUCUUUCCUUCAAAGAGGACACUCCUGGCACCCACUUUUUUCAAAUAAGUCUCCAAUUUGGAAACCAUCAAUCAAUUCGGCGGGGGAUGACUAUGGACCUUUCCUUCCCUAUUGGUUGGGAUUAUCUAAAGACCAGAUUUUGAGAAAAAGCUACCAAACCAUCUGUCACCAGGCCUGUUGUCUUUAAAGGGUGUAUCCUGACCAUCCUUAUCAUGCAUGUCUUUGACGACCUCCAAAUAAAUAAAAAGAUUUUUGUUUAAAUGUUAGAUCUGUUAUAAUAAUUUUUUUUAAAGACUAUUACAAUGAUCUUAGACAAAAUUGACAGAAAAUAUUGACACACAUGAAUAAUGGCGAAGACAUAAUAACAAUAAUAUUUGUUUGUCUUAUUUUUCCUUUCCUUCCAUUGCCAGUUUUUUUUGUUUGCAUGGAAGUGCUCUUUUCCAAAUUGACCGUGAUUUGAGUUUAUCAUUGCAUUGUUGGCACAUAUUGUUUGAAAGUUACCAUGCAGUGUGCAUCUGGCACUUUGAAAUGUCGCCUUAAUAUCAAAAGGACCACUCUUGAGUUGAACAUUGUGAGUUAGGUGUGGUUUGUGUUACCAAUAGAGAGCUUUCUUUUCUGUUCCAGGUUUGGUGUUAUUUAACAAUUUAACAUUGUUCCCUUUGUUCCCUAUUCAUUGUGCAUGUAGGUGUCCUUCUAAUAUCCAUAUAUAUAUGCAAUACACAGAGGAAGCAUUACAUCCUUUAGUUUUGGUGAUUUUUUGUGGAAAACUUUGUGCUACAGCUGCAUUUGUUGCAUCGUGAUCUGUCAUGGUGUUUUUGAACUUCUUGUAAAGAUCUUCCUUUCGUCAAUGUGUUGAUGGAAUUAACAUAGUCAUUGAGUGUUAGGUGGCAGCCUUUAUAAGAUGAUGCCAUUCUCCCUGCAAAUACCAGCAUCCUCAGGUGACUGGUACAUGCUAGGCCCAUCAGCCAUCAGGAGUACUGUUCUUGGGUAAGCAAUGAAUGAAAGAGCUUCGCGACAAAAGCAAAGAAUGACUUGGAAUCCAUCCACCCACUCUCUGUCGCCGUAAAGAAUGGUCCACUUUGUGCGUCGGUCAUGUAUCGCCCACAAGCCUCCAUCUGUCUGCCUGGGACGAUGAUGACGGAAGGAAGAAAAUCUCUGACUGCUUUCUAGGGCUGUUAUCUAUAACGUCUUUAUCGAUAGUCCUGUCGAUAAUUGCUUGUUUUUGCCACUUAGCGAUUAUCGAUAAGCUUUCUCUCUAUAAUGUAGGGACACACUGAUUUUCCACGAUGGCCCUUUGAAAGUGGCUUUUCAAACGGAAAAUCACGGAAACAUAUUUUUCAUCAAACUGCACAGAACAGCAACAAAAAUUACUCCAAAAUCUCAACAAAAUACUUGCCACAAAAUACGAUCUCACCCCCACAUUGCUAUUAUAGCGAAGUGGGGGUGAGAUCGUGACAAUCCAAACAUCGUGACUGCACACGACUCCAUUUGACUGAAUCGAAAACAUCACAACUAAUGUAGAAGGCAGCUAUCACACAGCAUAGCCUCAUGUUGUUGCCCUCUACGUUCGAAGACGUACAGUACGAUAUCAAAGACUGUGAUCCGAGUCUUGUCAGAGUUCCUUACCUCAUGGAUGAUUUUAGAUCCCUUUUCUGGGAAUACUCUCGUCCCCUUUUCCUGCCAAGGGGGAAAUAUUUAGAAUAUGAAUGUACAUCUUUAAUUAAAGUAAUCAAAUGAGAAUCAAAUUUGGAUUAAAAGAAAAAACUACAAAAAAACUCCGCACUGUCAUAUGGGCAUAAUUUCAAAUUUCAGAGGGGGCUUGAUUUCAUAGCAAUAACAAAAUGCACAUGUGCAGUAGCUAUUUCAAGUAAUUGCAGUAAAAAAAGGGACUCAAUUCCGAAAGUAGAUGUUUAAUUCAUCAAAAUUGAUGGUAGUGAAACCAUUAAAAACUGCUUGGGAAUGAUGAGUAGAAAAGUUUCACUUACAAUUUAAACACGAGUCCAGAAUUCAGUGAAUGCGAUAGGAACAUGCAACAUAAUUUAUACACAUUGAUUCCCUUUUUAGUAGCAAGCCAUAGUUAAACCAGCUAGGCCGAAAGUUAGAGGGCUUUUGAACCAGUGAAAUAUUUUGACAAUUAACUCGCCUAAAAGGAUCACCUAUAUUUCCACAAGUUUUAGACCCGUCUCUUCCUCAUUUCUGUGCCAUUUAUUUUCUUCUGCUCCUUAAAAAAACAUUCCUUGAUGAGGCCACUGUGUCUGACUGUUCAUCUUGCUGGUGCAGGUCCUCCAAUAUUUUCCAUCAAUUUCCUCCUGAAUCUUGAUGUCCUCAGUUGCAAUGCUCAAAGCCCUCCUCUCAUCUCUUCUUUAUUUUGCCUGCAGAAAGUCUUCUGCUCUCUGCUCCACCUUAAAGUCUUGGGUUUGGAGGACCUCGGCAACCUCUCUCCAGCAUUUGCCACUCUCCUUUGACCCUCUUUUAAAUCCAAAAGUCUUUACGGAUGCUACCUUUUUUAGUAGCAAGAGGACCUAUUUGACCUCUAAAAUCGUCAUAGACUUGACUGUUAUUCCAAAUAAAUGAAUCAUAGGUUGAUCCUGGCCAUUGGUCGAUGAUAUUGGUCAAAUGUAUCUGUUGGUCAACAGUGGCUUGCAUGGUGAUUGAAUGUUCACCCUUGUCAAUUAUGUACAGAUGUUCAUUCUCUUCGGGUGCCUGGAUGGCAAUAUGCCUCUAGUAUAUGCAACCUAGAUGGCAUCUGCGCCAUCUUGGCGAAUGAUGCCUUAUUGGAGGUGAUCUGUGCCUCCAAGAAUUUAUGAAGUCCCCCGCUCUUGAUAUAGAAUUAGUGGCAGCUGCAAUCGAGCGGCUCUGUGAGCUCUGACAUAUCCAUCUACAUCGCCAGCUACAUUCUGAAAGCUGCCGCUUGCAGAAAAACCUGAAGUGCAGUUGUUAUUUGUAGCUCAACAGUGAGUGCACUUUCUUGAGACUUGUGAAAGACCUUGCCAUUUCCUCAAAAGAUCUCAAACAAAUCUGAUAAUUGAAUCCCAGACGAUAGUCCUCUGGAAUAUCAUUCACCGAUAACCGUUCUCUAGCUUGAUAUCUUCUGAUGAGUUAAUUCUACGCUAGAAAUAUAGCUGCCAUGAUAUUGGCAUACAUGCAAAGCCAAAGUAAUGACAAAAUUUAUGAAUGCUUGACCCUGUCACAAAAAUUGUUAUAAGCUUGGUGUGACGAUUGAAUUGACAAAAGUUAUUUACAUCCAACAGAAUACAGAUUUAUGACAAUUUUUCUUCAACUCUGAGUAAUAAUGUGCUUGAAUCAAGUGCGUUAGUGAGGCGGGGUAUAUUGGGGCAAGAUUUAUGACUUGUUAUGAAAUCCACCAGAAUACUGACUGUCAAAUCACUGAAAAAAAAAGAGAAAAUACAAUGUUCAGAAUACAGGUUAUUGGUCUCCAUGUCCUUUGUGUGUGCUUAGGAUGGCCUCUCCUUCCAUUUGGUUGCUGGGUCAUCGCAGUCUAGAGAGCAUAGUCUGAUGGCAUUCGUAGAACAUGUUUGCCAAUCUCAUCCUCCUUUUUUCUUUGCCAAGAGACUUUGUAUCUAUAUAUUCUUACAUUGGUAAUCUGAUCCAUAUCAGUGUCCCCUAGGAUCUUUCCAAGACACCACUGUUGGAAUACAUUCAGCUUUUCUAUUAAAAAACCUUUUUUUUAUAAAUCUAAGCUGAUAUUUACGAAUGUACAUAUAUAGUAUCUAUAUAAGGUGCAAACUUAUUGAUCAGUGGUAGAGUUUCAGAACUUGUAGGGCAUAAAAUUAUAAAGCCAUGUAAUGACCCUUUUGUAUGGUAUAUUUUCAGUAGACUUUGACUCCUAAAACAUGCAUGGUAGAUCUAAAGUAGUAAAUGACCGGUGUAUUAAGUCUUGUCAGCUGUUGAAGCAGACACACAUGAAAACUUGUGACACAUUCAUUGAAGAUCGUCUUUACAUGUACAUGUACCAAAGGACCAAUGGUCAUAAAUGAGACUUGCCUUAUUCUGUAUAUCUUUAAAUGGUAAAUAGAAUUACUAAGUAUGAUGCAUGUUCGCUAGUUCAUUAUACAAUCUUCCUGAGUUAAGGCUCUGUUUACCCAUUGCAUAAACCUGUGACGCUGAGUGUAAUGGCUUGAACACAGCCUCAAUGACAGCGUAUGCAUCAUAGAAUGGAAAAAUGAAGACGUGUAUCAUUUGUUUUAUAAAUGGCAUUCCAAGAUCGUGUUAAUUUAUUUUAUGUAUGAGCAAAUAUGUUUUGGAUGUCCUAAAACUUCUUUUGUUUAACACUGAUUACUAAAUAGCCGAUGUUUGUGAAGAGAUGUUUUAGGAGAGGUACCCAUAAUCAAUCUAUUCUUUUCUAAUAUUUUGUUUAAUUUGUAAGCAGAAGUUUUUUUUUCUUUGGAAUGUGUACAUUGUGUCUUAAUACAAACAUAUUGAUCUAUUUUCAUGUGUGAAUCAUGGUGUAUAUCCAACCAAUGCAGCUGAUGAAUGUGAUUUUCUGACACAUUCUUUUAUAUUCGGUUUUUCAUUUUCGCAACUUUCAAACCCAUUCCAAAUAUAUCUUUUUUACUAAAAAAUUUAAAUCAAAACAUAACCGAAAUCCAUUUUUUCUGCAAAUCAAGGAUGUCAGUCUGAAUCAUCAUCUAACUUGUGAAUUGAACUGUGUGGGAGGAAUCAAGUUAGCUGUUGGUUGCAUGGUCAUUUAUACAUUACUGUGUUUGAUUAGUAUAUCAUGCAACCAUUAAGUAAGAUAUGAUUCUGCCUUUCUUCACAUGUACCUUUGAAAUGCAUGAA